This is a messenger RNA of Dictyostelium purpureum, 168 nucleotides long. RefSeq lists its product as uncharacterized. Lineage: Eukaryota; Evosea; Eumycetozoa; Dictyosteliales; Dictyosteliaceae. Gene Ontology annotation, molecular function: DNA binding. The record is from RefSeq and is a predicted model, not a curated record. The annotation marks the transcript as partial. Gene Ontology annotation, biological process: regulation of DNA-templated transcription. The transcript has a single exon.
AAAAGUCGUCGUAUCCUAUCGGAAGAGCAAGAGUCGCGUAUGAAUGACUGGUAUAACAAACAUCUAAACAACCCAUAUCCAGAUGAAGAUGAAAAAGUAAUCUUGGGUGCCUCAUGUCAACUAUCAAAAUCACAAAUUGAUAAUUGGUUUUCAAAUAAACGUAUGAGA